Amphiprion ocellaris (clown anemonefish) is the source of this 2750-nucleotide messenger RNA. RefSeq names its product calcium channel, voltage-dependent, gamma subunit 8b (gene cacng8b). Gene Ontology annotation, cellular component: postsynaptic density membrane; AMPA glutamate receptor complex. The record is from RefSeq and is a predicted model, not a curated record. Bases 1 to 1074 code for a protein of 357 amino acids. The transcript has 2 exons. NCBI's taxonomy places the organism in Eukaryota, Metazoa, Chordata, Actinopteri, Pomacentridae. Gene Ontology annotation, biological process: neurotransmitter receptor transport, postsynaptic endosome to lysosome; regulation of AMPA receptor activity; neurotransmitter receptor internalization. Gene Ontology annotation, molecular function: channel regulator activity; voltage-gated calcium channel activity.
AUGGAGGAGGAUGGACUUCUGGAGGAGACUGAACAUCUGGAGAUGGAGGAGAACAUCUGGAGGAGGAGAGUGAUCAUCUGGAGGAGACUGAACAUCUGGAGGGGGAGGAGGUGGAGGAGGUGGAGGAGGAUGGACUUCUGGAGUCCACCUCCAGAUGUUCAGUCUCCUCCUCUCCCUAUUAGGAGACAUCAGAUGGAGACUGAACAUCUGGAGCUGCUGGAGCUGCUGGAGAUGGAUCCACUGUGGAGAUUCUGGUGUCAAUUUCGUCUUUUAGGUCUGAGUAACAUCAUCGGUGUGAUCGUCUACAUCUCGGCCGCGCUGGGCGACAUCUCUCCGAAGAAGGACGAGGACAAGAAGUGGCAAUACUCGUACGGAUGGUCCUUCUACUUCGGCGGUCUGUCCUUCAUCAUGGCCGAGAUGGUUGGCGUCCUGGCCGUCAACAUCUACAUCGAGAAGAACAAGGAGCUGCGUUGCCGCUCGCGCACCGACAUAUUCAAGAGCACCACACAUGCCAUGCUGCGCCUGCCCAGCUACCGAUUCCGCCGCCGCUCCCGCUCCUCAUCCCGGUCCACCGACCCCUCGCGCUCCCGGGACCCCUCGCCCGUUGGAGGCAGCGGGGGGAAGAACUUCGGCCUGCCUCCGUCGGCGCUGCUUUCCCAGGGCCCCAUCUCGGUGUCCACCCUACCGAACCCCCACUCUCGCUCCCACACGGCGCUGGCCGGCGGUGACAUCUCCCUCUACACGCUGUCCCGAGACCCCAAGCUGGGGGGUUUGCCUCCGAUGUACGGAACGGUGGACAGGGCGACGCUCUACCAGCUGCACAACUGCUUCCCAAAGGACAGCGGCGCCGGAGGCGGGGUCAUGAUGAGCGGCACCCUCCCCUCGCUAAAGUCCCACAAUCCUUCCAACUCUUCCAACUCCAACACGCCGAUGCCGAACUCGGUGGGCUCUGGACCGCCGCCCUUCACCUCGUCCACGGUGGACCGGGAGCGAGGGAUGGGGACUCUGGACAGGCUGAAGGGCGACCGGGAGAGCAACUCCAACACCCUGAACCGCAAGACGACGCCUGUGUAAAGAGAGAAAAAGAUGAGGCGGGUGAGGAGGAAGGGAGAGAACGGGUAGAAGUAACAAAAAAAAAAACAAAACACAAAGCUAGCGAAGGAGCGCCGCGUCCACGUGGCUUGAAACGGCAGCCGGCGGGAAGCGCUGCAUCUCUCCCUCCAUGUUCACUGUUAUUUAGUCAAAUCUCACUGAGAACAAAAAGAAGAGUAAUAACAGAGCGAUAAUAACAACAACAAUGAACUCUCACAAUAAAACUAUUUUGAUAUUUUAACGUGCUAGAAAUGAUUUAUUUUGUUAAUGAUCAAACGCAAUUAACCUUGGGCUAUUAUGAAAAAUGUCUCACAUGAUUUUUUGUGCAAUACUUCUUCCGCUAAUUUAACCAGAUCAUCAUUAGUGUCGAAUUGUUGUUGUGAUUAUUCUUAGCGUUAUUACAGGCUAGACGUAUUUGCAAACACUAUAGUUUGGAAUGAAGAUUUUAAUUUCUCUUCUCUUUUUUGGACUUUUACUGUGAAUUUCUUCCAUGCGGAGCAGCUGGACCGCCGACCAGCGAGCUGUGUGUUACUGUGUCAAAGUGUCGAGCAUGAGUGUACACAACAUGUGGACGAAUGAGAGCCUGUAUUAUUUUUUUAACCCCCAUAUUACAUGAGUUUCAUUUAUAAUACAGUCAGAUGUGAAUACUGUAAAUUGUCUUCCAAUAUUGAUACCGAAAGAAAUGCAACAAUAACGCGAGCGACUGAGACGACUUCAUUGUUACGAGUUUUCUAUGGGCCUCUGUUAGUCUUAUUUCCAUUCUAAUCAGUGUUAACAGUAGUACUUGUAGCUAUAGUCGUGUUGAAGAUGUUUGUUCUUGGGCAUUAACAGGAACCUCCAAUCGGAGGAUGCAGAAAAAAAAUAGAAUUUGUACAGAAUCAGGUGAAGGUUGCUGCCUGAGCAGAAAAUAAAACAAAAAAUCAUGUUUUUUCUAUGACAAGUCCCAAAGUGACACAUGCAAAUCAUCAUUUUCAGUGGCAAAAAAAAACAAAACACAAUAUGUAUAUGUGGGCUGAGAGGGUUUAAAAAACACUGUAGAGAACUUUUCAGAACAUACGUGUACAUUGUAAUUUACGCAUAUUUGUAAAGUCUGUAGGUAGGUUUUUUUCGGGACCACUGUUCUAACGUUUCGGGCAGGGUGGACUCUGAUUGGGCGGUUUCAUCCCUGCUCCUCCUUCCUCCCGCCCAUAUUUGGUCACAUGAUCAGUGUUUACCCAAUCACGUCGCCGCGGAGACGAACCCCCCAAAGAUUCUGCUCACUGUGCUUCCUCAGCUUCCUGAACCUUCUGACCUGUUUGUGUUGAUGAGAAUGUAAACUCACAGAAACCCCGCCCCCUCCACCCCACCGACCCCACCCCCUACUCCAUCGCCGCGAGUGACUGCAGAUCAGGUGGUUACCGUGGAAACACCUGUAACGAUGAAAAACAAAACAACCAGACGCUUCCAGAUUCUCUAAGUUUUGAUUUCUUUGAUUUUGAGAAAAAGAAUAAUGUGAUAAAAACUGCACACAGAUAGCAUUUAUGUGGGCAACAUGAAUAGUAUGUAGUUGAGAAUAGAUAUAUCUAGAUAAAUGAUUAUGGUUUAUCUAAAUGUGUGAUAAACUUAAACACUGUAUUGCACGAAGUUUAUAAAAAAACAAUAACAGACCUGUUCACAGA